Messenger RNA from Hippoglossus stenolepis (Pacific halibut), 2838 nucleotides. RefSeq names its product patatin-like phospholipase domain containing 2 (gene pnpla2). The coding region runs from base 311 to 1840 and encodes 509 amino acids. NCBI's taxonomy places the organism in Eukaryota, Metazoa, Chordata, Actinopteri, Pleuronectiformes, Pleuronectidae. The record is from RefSeq and is a predicted model, not a curated record. Gene Ontology annotation, molecular function: triacylglycerol lipase activity. Gene Ontology annotation, biological process: triglyceride catabolic process; positive regulation of triglyceride catabolic process; lipid homeostasis. The transcript is spliced from 9 exons. Gene Ontology annotation, cellular component: cytoplasm; membrane; lipid droplet.
CCUCCCAAUGCUCAAAACAAGGAGGUAAAACAACAACAACGCCCCCGUGUUCCACUGAGUUUCUAUUAAACGAGCUGAGGACAAGUGUAAUGAAGACAUUUGACAACGAGCUUUAUCCUCCGCAGUGUUUUUAAAUGAUGUGGAAAAAAACACGCUAGCAGGACAAACUUCUGAGGAGGAACCAGCAACAGAGAGCGACCCGCUGUUGUCUCUGAGAUCACUUGUAGCUCUUCGGUGGUGACCACAUGUGAGUGAACUUUGCCCCAGUUACCAACGACCUCACUCGACACUGCCGCGGACGGUCGCCGGUAUGUUUCCGCUAGACUCCCCGUGGAACAUCUCCUUCGCCGGUUGCGGCUUCCUCGGGAUCUACCACGUCGGGGUGGCCAGCUGUCUGCUGGAGCAGGCCCCGUUCCUGGUGCUGAACGCCCGGCACAUCUACGGAGCCUCGGCUGGAGCCCUCACCGCCACCGCUCUGGUCACCGGAGUGUGUCUCGGAGAGGCUGGCGCGAGCAUCAUCGAUGUUGCCAAAGAGGCAAGAAAGCGAUUCCUCGGACCUAUGCAUCCCUCCUUUAAUCUGGUGAAGAUUAUGCGUCUCAUGCUGCGCCGCACUCUGCCAGAUGAUUGUCACCAUCUGGCCAACGGGCGGUUAGGAAUCUCCCUCACCCGAGUGGCAGAUGGAGAAAAUGUCCUGGUGUCUCAUUACAACAACAAGGAGGAGGUGAUACAGGCGUGUGUCUGCAGUGCCUACAUUCCAGUGUAUUGUGGCCUUAUUCCUCCUACACUACAAGGCGUGCGGUAUGUUGACGGAGGAAUCUCGGAUAACCUGCCUCAGUACGAGCUGAAGAACACCAUCACCGUGUCCCCGUUCUCCGGAGAGAGCGACAUCUGCCCCAGGGACACAUCGACCAACAUACACGAGCUGCGAUUCACCAACACGAGCAUCCAGUUCACCCUCACCAACCUCUACAGAGUCUCCAGAGCACUUUUCCCUCCAGACCCAAUAGUUAUGAAGACCAUGUGUAAACAGGGAUACAAAGAUGCUCUGGACUUUUUAAAGAGGAAUGGAUUGCUGAAUUUUAAUGGACCUCUCAGAGACAGACCCCUGCUCGCUAAUGGAGAGGAGCACAAGCAUUUUGAUAAGGAGAAGGAGGCGGAAGAUGAAAAGCCACAUUUAGAGGAAAAAGUAGUGAUGCUUCAUUCAAGUUCCUCAGUCGAGGAGCAUAUCAUCGAGCACCUUCCACCAGCUCUGCACAAAGCUCUUGUUGAGGCCUGUAUUGAGAGGAGGAGCCUGGUGCAGUCGCUUAGCAACCUGCUUCCUAUGAGGAUGGCCUCAGCCAUGAUGCUCCCCUACACUCUCCCUCUGGAGUCUGCUGUGUCCUUGACUCUCAGACUUCUGGAGUGGCUGCCAGAUGUGCAGGAAGAUGUGGGAUGGAUUCGCGAGCAGAUAUUAAAACUCCUGCAGCAUGUUCUUCGCCAGGCCUCCAAAAGCAUUUCCCAGCAUGUGUUUUUAGAGAUGAAAUGGUUUUCAUGUCAACUGGAGCUGCACCACUGCCAGUCGCUUCCGUCCCAGUUCAGCUCCACCAGCCUGUUUCCCACCUGGGUGAAUGGGAGAAGCGCUUCAGUCCAGGAUAUCAUCAUGCGUCUCGACCAGUACAAGACUCAGCUUACUGGAGUUCUGUCUACGAACAUGGACCUGCAAGGCUCAAUGACAAAUGGACCGACGUCACCAGCUACAAGCUCUUCAUCCCUCCUCUCCACAGAAGGCCUCACAAUGCACAGAGUUUGUCUAAAUAUUCCAACUGCUGCCGACACUGGAGACGCCAUCAGCCGCUGCUAGGCUUCUCCCGCAGAUGCUACUGCUCUGAGAUUCAGUCGGACUGAUUCUACGUCCAGAAACAUUUAAAAAAUAAUUUAAAUCCAAUUUCAAUAUCCGGUUACACCCUGAUGUUUAGAUACGUUUAAGCUAUGGUAGUAAUUAACCAUAUUUACACUGUGUAUACAGUAUUUUAAGUCUUUAGCUACAAUCAGGAAAGCUCUCAGACACAGCAUGUCUGCAGGCAUACACAAGUGCAUUUAAACGUACCACAUUCACCCAGACAGUCAUGUACAAACUUGAAUUACAGGAUGUUACAAACAAAACUGUGCACUUGAAGUAGCAUGGUUAAAAUAGUAGAGUGUGAAUGUUUUGGGUGGAAUGCAGUGAAACCAGUAGUUAAACAGAGCGUUUCUCUCUGGUGAUGAAUCUCUGCUACACAAGCAGUGAAGGAGGGAAACUCUGUUUGCCACAGAUAGUUACUCCAUUUAUUAUAUGCACAUGUCAAUGCAUUGUUCAGAGAAAAAAACACUAUCUCUGUUUGUUGUUUGUUGUUUGUUUGAAUGUCUAAUAUUUCUUUACACUUAUUUAUAUGACAAACACAAAACUUAUUUUAUCUGUUUUCUCUAGAAACUUGUUUCUAUCAUCUUGAUUUACUUUGUUUUCAAUUUAAAUCUGCAUUUAUGGAUUUUCUUUUUUUAAUGUGAACAUUGAUUUUGAUGUUGCUACAAAUUCUUCAACAUGUGAAUUGUGAUUAUUCAGUCAAAAGAAUCAGUUAAAUCUGAGUUGCACUUUCUUAUUCAAGGUCACUUUAUGACGUCACUAAAGUUCUAGGUAAUAACCUAGCUGUGGUCAAAUACUUGUCUUGUAUGUUAGGAGAAAUUACAACUGUAUGAUCAAGCCCCAACUUGUGCCUUAAAUUUCAAUUAAACAAAUGCCAAGUGAAUUUAAUAUGUUGUCAAAAUGUUGCAGGGAACCAUUUUAUUGUGAUCGUGAAAUAAACUGGCACUGUUUAACAGUAA